Molecule: messenger RNA, 707 nt
Organism: Scutellospora calospora
Lineage: Eukaryota; Fungi; Glomeromycota; Glomeromycetes; Diversisporales; Gigasporaceae
Source: the annotation of a GenBank genome assembly
CACAAGAUCCAGGGAAUAUUAGGGAAGGUUAUUAUCUUGAAACUGAGAGGAUCGGUGAAGAUAUACCACCACUUCCAUCUCAAAAUGGCAUAAAUAACCUAUAUGCUAAUAUAAGUAUGUCCUUGAAACAAAUUGUUGGUGCUGGUACAGCAGCUGGUGUAUUUUUCGUAUUAUUAUGGCCAACGGGAAGGAUCCUUGUCGGAACACUUGGCGGUUUUUCACUAGCGAUGAUCUUAUUAUCAACCAGAACAGAUGGUUUAAUCUCUAAUCAAAUAGGGAGAUGGAUAUUUCUUGGAACUUGCUCAACUGUAAUGUCUAUAGCUGCUGGAUUUCAGAAAAUUUAUCAGUACGUUGCAAUUAUUUCAACGGUUUCCUCCGGAUGUUAUUGUCUAAUACUUGGUUUAGACAUUUUUGCACGUGCUGGAAUAUUAGCUUCUUUCAAAACUUUUUGGGGGUUUACACAACCCGAUGAUUAUCGAUAUAUAGUAGAUAUGCACGUGGCAAUAAUACUAUUAACGAUUGGGAUAAUUGGUGGAAUGUUUGGUAUUGGCAUACAAUUAUUGGAACUAUGGAUAAGACAAAAAAAUGAUCGGUCAAAAAUCGAGGUAGAUGAUGAGAAAGAGAGAGAAAGUCUUGAUUCAAUAAAAUUUAGGUCAAUAAGAAAAAAAUUAUCAAAAGCAUUUAAUAAUCCAUUUAAACGACAUUGA